AUGACUGUGUCGGAGCCAAUUGGAAUCUCUUCGCUUCCUAACCAAAGGUAUAAGAUUGUAUCUAAGCAAGGUGGGCAUUUCACGUUGAUGGUUGCCGGUGAAAGCGGUGUUGGUAAGACUACGUUCAUCAACACGCUGUUCCAGACGCUCUUGAAGCAGCCUGUGGACAACAAGAACCGUCACAAGAAGGCGCUGAACAAGACCACGGAGAUCGACAUUGUCCGUGCGGAGCUGGAGGAGAAGAACUUCAAGCUCAGGGUGAACUUGAUCGACACGCCUGGGUUCGGAGACAACAUCAACAACAGGGCCACAUGGCAGCCGAUCGUGGACUUCAUAGAUGACCAGCACGAGUCGUUCAUGAGACAGGAGCAGCAGCCAAACCGUGACUCCAAGCACGACUUGAGGGUACACGCCUGCCUGUACUUUAUCAGACCUACGGGACACUCUUUGAAGCCGUUGGACAUCGAGACGAUGAAGAAACUGGGAACCAGGGUGAAUCUGAUCCCAAUCAUUGCAAAGGCUGAUACGCUGUCGCCAAGUGAACUGAGUGGGUUCAAGAACAGAAUCCGUUCUGUCAUUGAGGCCCAGGAGAUUAGAAUCUAUACGCCUCCUAUCGAGCUGGAUGACCAGGCUGCUGCUGACCAUUCAAAGGCGUUGAUUGAGAGCAUGCCUUUUGCCAUCAUCUGUUCAGAGUACGAGUACGAUAACGGCAACGGCGAACUGAUCCGUGCCAGAAAGUAUCCAUGGGGGCUCGCCGAGGUGGAGAAUGAACAGUACUCCGACUUUAGAAAGCUGAGAUCGUUGCUGCUGAGAACAAACCUGUUAGAUCUCAUCCAAUCGACAGAGACUCUGCACUACGAGGCCUUUAGAACCCUCAAGAUGUCGUCCAGCGAAUCCAGUUCAGGCAACGACUCUAUCGGGUACAGAAAGUACCAAAACCCAAAGUUCAAAGAAGAAGAGAAUGCGCUCAAGAAGUUCUUCACAGACCAGGUCAAGGCUGAAGAGCAGAGAUUCAGACAGUGGGAGCAGAACAUCGUCAACGAGAGAAACAGAUUGAACGAAGACUUGGAUGAAAUUCAGCAGAAAGUCAAGCAGUUGGAUGAGGAAGUUAGACAACUACAAUUGAGGAAGAAGUGA
This is a messenger RNA of Williopsis jadinii, 1137 nucleotides long. It is a transcript of the gene CDC12, whose product is annotated as septin CDC12. Gene Ontology annotation, biological process: cytoskeleton-dependent cytokinesis. Gene Ontology annotation, molecular function: GTPase activity; molecular adaptor activity; GTP binding. Gene Ontology annotation, cellular component: septin ring; septin complex; microtubule cytoskeleton. The coding region runs from base 1 to 1137 and encodes 378 amino acids. The transcript is spliced from 2 exons. The record is from RefSeq and is a predicted model, not a curated record. NCBI's taxonomy places the organism in Eukaryota, Fungi, Ascomycota, Saccharomycetes, Phaffomycetales, Wickerhamomycetaceae.